Sphenostylis stenocarpa is the source of this 2277-nucleotide messenger RNA. Lineage: Eukaryota; Viridiplantae; Streptophyta; Magnoliopsida; Fabales; Fabaceae. The record is from the annotation of a GenBank genome assembly.
AUGGCAAUAAUCGGUUGUGACAGUAAUGGAUACAUGGAUGCCACCAAGUUCAGCAAACCGAUGCCAUGGAUUGGCAUAUACAUAGCAGCAGCAUCUCUUGCCUGUCUCAUAGCGAUGGGUGCAGAUCUCAUACACGGAUUUCGAGGCCGCAAACUUUGGUUUCCUUGCAAAUUCUUCUGCUUAAACGCCACUUCCUUGGCCAUAAUAGCUGUGGCAGUGAAGUUAUCAGUGGAUCUCAACACCCCUAUGCCACACCGCCAUGAUCAGUUAUCAAAACUCAGCAGCAGCGCCAUGAUCUGCACAAUAAUGGCCAAUUCCAUGCCUACUCUUGGGAUCACCGAGAACAAAGACACCAUGAUGAACCUCAUGGCCAUGGCCAUCCUUGUGGUUACCAUGAUUGUAAACAUCUGCAUCCAGUUUGUCACCGGUGUUAUCUAUUUGUUUUGGGUGGAACAUGCUGUCAUCAUGCUCCUCAUGAUAAUUUUAUUGAUGACCAUGACCUCCUCAGCCAUAAGUAUUCCAAAGAUGAAGCACUAUUUCGAGCUGAAACAUAAGAUGAAUGAAGAUGCACUUAAGGAGGGUUCAAAACUGUUUGGGGAGGAGGGGAAUCAAAUCGUCAACAGAAUCAGGGAUCAACUGAUGAAAAUUUGGAUGAUGACCCACACAAGCAGCCCCCAAUUUGUUCUUGGAAGGUCAGUGACUUGUACUGCUUCUGGCGCCUUUUGUCUUCUAAGUACCAUGACAUUAGUAGAGGCCCUGCUUCGAUCUUACUUGAUGUCAUGGUCGUUUGAUUUUUGCACUGGUGACAGUGACUACAAGUGGUCCAUCAUCUUAAUUCUCGUAGUUCAGGUUGCUGCAGUGGUGGUGGGUACUAUUGCUCCUGCUUUUAGAUGGUUCGUUGCCAUAACCUAUAAGUGCCCCAGUAUGAGGAAUAAGACCUGCGAGAGAAUGUUUCAUGUUGAAGGGUACUGGACUACCAAGCUAAUCUAUAUGAAAGAAAGCCCUCUUGGUAUUCGAAUUCAAAAUAGGCAGUACAGGAAGCUGGCUCAUGAUGCAAAACUUCUCCUAUUGUGUUUCUGUAUCAAACUGCAGGUGGGGAUUGUGCUAAUGAGUAAAGCCACCCAGUACGUUUCAUUAACCCUCAUGUGCUUGAUCUUGUCAUCUUUUGAUCAUUGCAAGAAGUUGAAAUCCAAAUUUAUUUCUACUGCCUCCAGCGUUAGCUCGGGAACAGAAUCAAAGUCUGCCCCAAAGCUGGAUCUUAGACGUUUUGUUUUGCAUCUUGAAGGCGAGGAAGAGUUAGUUGAGGUGAUGUUGAAACAGAAUCGCGAUGCCACUAUUCACUGGGUUCAAGUAGGAGAAAAAAAGCAGCCAAAACUUCUGAUUGAGUUAUUGGAGGAGAAAUGUUCUUUCUCGCAAGGAUUCAAGGGAGUGGAAACAUUUGUCAGUGACCAAGUUCUUUCUUUACAUUGUGUAGAAGCUCUAUAUAGUUGGUCGCUUCCUCUGGUGACACUAGCUAGCAUUGUAGUGGCACUGCCAAACAUCAAUAGAGAUUCGGUCAAAAAAUUGAUAAGUACUCUAAAUGAGGGACUCCCCUUUGUAAAGUUCAUAGAAAAUAACCUGGACAAAGAAGGAGAAUUGUUAAAACUCAGGUCGGCAGCAGAAAUUGUGUGGCUUGGAGUUGAUCUAUAUGAUAAGUGGCUAGAUGUGGAUCUUCAUGAGCUCUCACUUCAAGAUAAGAGCCCCAAAGAGACACUUGAGCAACUAGCCAAUGCUGCAAAAACCAGAUAUGAGAAAUUUAGAGGCAAAUAUAACCACAUAUGCGUCAAGGUAAGCCCUUCAUUAUGGCCUCACAAAGUAUCUGCAUCUCACACUAUGUACAGAAUAUGCAAAACUGCUCUCUUAAAUCAAGAAAUCUUAAGAGACAAUUCGAGUGAGAGGUUGUUUGAAGCACUUACAGCGAUGAUUGCUGAUAUAUUGGGUGCAUGUCUCACCAACUUACCCUUUGUUAUAUCCAACAAGUGUUUGAAUAGCACCAUUGAAGAGAGGGAGGACACUGUGAGAAAUGCAGUUUACAAUUUUGGCAAGACCAAGAAGAUUAUAGAAACGAUAGAAAAGAGAACAUUUCCCCGCGUGAAUUUCUGCCAAUGGACCUAUAUUGAAGAUUGGCGUUUAAUGCAGAAGCAAAACAGUUUUUUUUACCGUGUUCCAUCUUCACUGAAGAAUGAGACUCCUACAGAUUCUCCUACUUCAAGUGAUCUUUACUUAGAUAUUGACUAA